Peromyscus californicus insignis is the source of this 2996-nucleotide messenger RNA. RefSeq names its product TatD DNase domain containing 2 (gene Tatdn2). Gene Ontology annotation, molecular function: hydrolase activity, acting on ester bonds. The record is from RefSeq and is a predicted model, not a curated record. NCBI's taxonomy places the organism in Eukaryota, Metazoa, Chordata, Mammalia, Rodentia, Cricetidae. The transcript has 8 exons. Bases 120 to 2630 code for a protein of 836 amino acids.
ACCACGGCAGUGCGUCGUGGGGCUCGGCGCUCGGCCCGUGGGCGCGUCUCGGAGCGCUGUGGCGUCCCUGAAACCCGCAGCACUGGGAUGGGCAGACGACAGGAACGGGAAAGGUGCCCAUGGCGUCGGAGCGGCGCAAGGUCAAGUACCACUGGGGCAGCACGUCGGAAGGGUGUCCCAGCAAGCGCAGCCGCCCCCGGGAGCCCCGCAAUGUGGCCCCCUCCAGCCGGCCAGCUCGCAGCUGUGCGUCGCGUCCCCGAGGGGCCAGCAGCCCCCAGCGUCUGAAAGGCCGGCGGGGCAACGAUGUGGCGGCCCGCACGGCCCGGAGCUCAGCCCGCCGCCGCACCUCCUCUUCCUCCUCGUCGUCCUCCCUCUCCUCGGGCUCAGGUGCGGGCGGGGCCGCCUCCCCUGGCUUCCUGAUCGCGAGCCCUCGCAGGUUCCUUACGACCAAGGGGUCCCGACCUCUGCACCCCGCCCACUCCUCCCUAGAAGAAAUGGCUUCUCUUCGGAAGGAAGCUUGUAGCGUUAAGGUUAAUUCUAAAGAUAGUACUCGUCACUCUGUGAACUCUGAAUUUGCAACUGAAGCUGAGGGUCAGAGUGAUGCUAUGGAGGAACCCAGCAAGUUCCAGAAAAGGAAGGACAGGCUUCGAGACCAGGGCUCAACAGUGAUCUACUUGAAGGCCAUCCAGGGCAUCCUGGGGAAGUCAAUGCCCAAGAGGAAGGGAGAGGCUGCCACCACUCGGGGGAAGGCAAGCUUGGGAGAGUAUCCAAGCCGGGAAGGACCAACCAGGAAUGUGGAAGGACCAACCAGGAAUGUGGAAGGACCAGCCAGGAGCAGGGAAGGACCGUCCAGGAGCAGGGAAGGACCGUCCAGGAGCAGGGAAGGACCGUCCAGGAGCAGAGAAGGACCGUCCAGGAGCAUUGAAGGACUGUCCAGGAGCAUUGAAGGACUGUCCAGGAGCAUUGAAGGACCAGCCAGGACUACUGAAGGACCAUCCAGGAGUGUGGAAGGACCAGCCAAGAGCCGGGAAGAACUGGUUAAGAGUGUUGAAAGACCAGCCGGAAAGGUUACAGUCACUGUACCUCAGAAGGAAGAGUCACCUACAAAGGUCAGAGUGGAGAAGGAAGAGUCUGUGCUAGACAGGAGUAGCGUCUGUAACAGAAGAGUGGUCACUGUGAAGAAGACUAGUGAGGAGCUGCUUGGUGACCAAAGGACAGUCAUUGACAAACCUUCUCCAGCCCUAGAAUUUUUUGAUAACUCUGACUCUCAUGCAGAUAGUCAAAAGCACACAAACAGAGAGGUGGUGAUUGAGCAUCCCUCUUCAGGGAGUGACUGGUCAGAUGUGGAUGAGCUGGCCACUGUGAGGUUCUCCCAAGAGGAGCCUGUCUUGCUGAAAUACUCAGCAGUUCCGGAAUCAUCUUCCUUCCCCACUGACUAUGUUAUGUACCCUCCUCAUCUGUAUAGUAGCCCAUGGUGUGACUAUGCCAGCUACUGGACUAGCAGCCAGAAGACUCCUGGUUAUCCAUUGGGGGGAUCCAGCAGCCAUGACUUAGCACAGGCUGGGAAGAGCAGCCAGGACCUUUCGAGUGUUCAUUCCUCCAAGUCCACAGUGAGCACCCAGAGCAUCUCCAAAGACCUGGACGUUGCCCAGGAAGGCAGGUCCCAGAAUUCCCAUUCACUUCAAUCCUCCAGAAACACAGAGGAGGAGAAGGAGGAGGUGAAGGGGAAAAGGACAUUCCGAGAGGAGACACCACCUCGCCACACCAGAGAACAUACAUCCAGCUCCUUGCCAAGGAGCCACCGGGAGAUGAACCUAGAGGAGGGUUUCAUCGAUACCCACUGUCACCUGGACAUGCUUUACUCCAAGCUAUCUUUCAAGGGGACAUUUUCAAAGUUCAGAAAGAUUUAUAGCAGCUCCUUCCCUAAGGAGUUUCAGGGCUGCAUCUCUGACUUCUGUGAUCCAAGGACAUUGACUGAUGGCCUAUGGGAGGAACUCCUGAAAGAAGAUCUGGUUUGGGGGGCCUUUGGCUGUCACCCUCAUUUUGCACGCUACUAUAAUGAGAAUCAAGAAAGAAAGCUUUUGCAUGCCUUACGGCACCCCAAGGCUGUGGCAUUUGGAGAGAUGGGCCUGGACUACUCUCACAAGUGCACCACACCAGUUCCUGAGCAGCACCAGGUGUUUGAGAGGCAGCUGCAGCUGGCUGUGUCUCUGAAGAAGCCCUUGGUCAUCCACUGCCGUGAAGCUGAUGAAGAUCUGUUGGACAUCAUGAAAAGAUUUGUGCCCUUUGACUACAAGAUCCAUAGGCACUGCUUCACUGGCAGCUACUCAGUCAUUGAGCCUUUGUUGAAGUACUUCCCUAACAUGUCGGUGGGCUUCACAGCAGUACUGACCUACUCCUCCGCCUGGGAGGCCCGGGAUGCCCUUAGACAGAUCCCGUUGGACAGGAUCAUUGUGGAAACAGAUGCACCCUACUUCCUCCCUCGCCAGGUGCCGAGAAGUCUUUGCCAGUAUGCCCAUCCAGGCCUGGCCUUGCACACAGUUCGAGAGAUUGCCAGAGUCAAAGAGGAGUCACUUUCCCGUACUCUGGCGGUCCUCCGAGAGAACACCAGUCGCCUCUACAGUCUUUGAGCAGGCAGCAUGAGCAGACAUCUUCUGGCAAAGGAUGACCAGUGGCCUGAUAGUAUAGGAUGGCCUCCAUCUGCUUGUGUCCAAGGUGAAGAAUGUGUUGGAGAUCCUGUCAAAACUCAGCAAACCAGGAUGGGAUGUUACUCUUGGAACCUCAUCACAAGGCUUCACCUGCUGGUUGGUGGGUGGGUACUAUGGAGUGGAUUUGGGGAGAGGGGUAGUUUUGCCUCCUGGCCACAUGGCUCCAGGGUAAUCAUUGAGCAAAAACAUUUAUGGCACAGAGUACAAUGAGUUGGCCAGUCUGGAUCCCUGCCCAGUGGCCUGGGUUUCCCAGCAGUCUGAAUAAAGUCACUUCUUUGUCUUAGCACA